AUGGCAUUGGAAGCAGGUUCUGAUUCAGAUGCGGAGAAGAAUAAUUCCUCCAAAUCAAAGGCAGAAGCAACCACAUCGUCUUCACCUUGUCAUCAUAAUCCAUCCGAAUUAGCCUUUGAGGACGGAACAUUUGAGAAGCCAAUCGAGUCAUCUGAAAAAAUUUAUGUUUGUGAGAAAGCUGACUCCAUGGUCACCACAUGGAUCAUCAACUCCAUAGAUGCAUCGCGUUCUGCAACAACGAGAGUCAAUGAUUGGCUAGACAUGGAAGAAAGAUUCGCUCAAACCAACGCACAGCGCAUCCACCAAUUAUGGAGAACUCUGAGUUCACUCCAGCAAGAGUCCAAAAUGACCGUAACUGAAUAUUACAACAGGUUUAAACGUCUCGCCGAUGAGCUAAGUGAACAGCAAUCACUUCUUGAACAGAAAUGUGAAGCUGCUAAAGAGAUUAUGCAGAGAGAAGAAGACAGUCACGUCAUUCUCUUUCUUAGUGGCCUUGAUGGAUAUCUUUAUGCUGACAUCAAAAGAACCAUUGUAAAUAUUGAUCCACUUCCUUCCCUUAAAGAAGCUUUCAAUUACGUAUUAAGGGAAGAAGCAAGGCUCAAUGCAGAUAUUAUAAGGGAAGUGAAGCAACAAAAAAGUUCUGGUUUUCAUUCAUUCAAACAGAAAAGUAGUGAUGAUAUAAGGACUGAAUGUGACGAUUGUGAAACGAUUGGAUUACAAGAUGGAUCCGAAUUUUUCGAUUAG
Molecule: messenger RNA, 744 nt
Organism: Lathyrus sativus (Indian pea)
Lineage: Eukaryota; Viridiplantae; Streptophyta; Magnoliopsida; Fabales; Fabaceae
Source: the annotation of a GenBank genome assembly